AAUCCGGAGAUGCGUGUGUAUGACUGUGAAGCUUCCAACGAACCUCCUCCUAGGUACCCCAAUAUCGCUCGCCUGUUGUUGACUAGCACGCAAGCCGCGCGAGCGGUCGCAGGUGACGGCGGCGUGGCAGACGGCAGGAUUUCCUGUGGUCCCUUCUGCAACGACUUUGAUGGACGAAACAAAAGUUCAUGCCGGACCGCGUGACGGAAGGGGUGGGAAAGGGGUGUCAGACACCGGUAGUGUUUUACAAUGGCCG
Molecule: messenger RNA, 256 nt
Organism: Colletotrichum destructivum
Lineage: Eukaryota; Fungi; Ascomycota; Sordariomycetes; Glomerellales; Glomerellaceae
Exons: 2
Coding region: 10-204 (64 amino acids)
Source: RefSeq, a predicted model, not a curated record